This is a messenger RNA of Python bivittatus (Burmese python), 3140 nucleotides long. The record is from RefSeq and is a predicted model, not a curated record. NCBI's taxonomy places the organism in Eukaryota, Metazoa, Chordata, Lepidosauria, Squamata, Pythonidae.
UGACCUCCUGGCGGCCACCGAAGCUCGACAUAUGACCAGCGUUGCGAACAAAAUCCGGACGGAGCUCUUGUCGGUUCAUGAGAUGUACCUUUUAUCCACCUUCCGCCUGCCCCCCAAACAAGGGGGGGUGCUAUUUGGCCUUUACUACAAGAAGGACAACAGCCGAUGGUUCGAAGUCUCCGUUGUUGGCAAGACGAAUAAAGUCCUCAUCCGAUACUUGCGUGCCGACGGGAAGCUCCACUCGGUCAACCUGCAGAAUUCCAACCUGUCCGAUGGGCGUAGCCACACCGUCCUCCUGCGGGUCAGUGGCCUGAAAGGUAGCAGCCUUUCCCUAGAACUGUACGUGGACUGUAAGCAGCUGGACUCCAAUACGAGGUUGCCCGAAAUGGCAGCUGUUGACCAGGGGAAAAACGAGGCGGUAGAAGUGAGAACAGGACAGAAAACCUAUCUCCGAAUGCAGGGCUUCGUAGAAUCAUUGAAACUGAUCCUCGGAGGGUCAAUAAGUCGAGUAGGAGCUUUGAGCGAAUGUCCCUUUCAAGAGGACGAAUCCAUGCAGAACACGGUGUCCAAUGUGAUCAAUUCUCUCUUUGGUGAGCAGACCAAGGCCCUCGUAAGGCAACUGACACUUUUCAACCAAAUUCUGAUGGAACUUCAAGAAGACAUCAGAGACCAGGUCAAGGAGAUGUCUUUAAUACGGAACACCAUAAUGGAAUGCCAGGUGUGCGGGUUUCAUGAACACCGAUCCCGUUGCAAUCCGAACCCGUGUUUCAGUGGCGUGGACUGCAUGGAGACAUAUGAAUAUCCAGGUUAUCGUUGCGGGCCUUGUCCUCCUGGUUUUGAAGGGAACGGCACCCACUGUGCUGAUAUCAACGAGUGCUUGUAUGCCAACCCCUGUUUUCCUGGGUCCAAGUGCCUCAACAUCGCACCCGGUUUUCGGUGCGAGCCGUGCCCGCCUGGCUACAAGGGAAAUCUUGUCACCGGAGUUGGGGCCGAUUACGCCAAAGCCAGCAAGCAGAUUUGCACAGACGUCGAUGAAUGCAACGACGGGAACAAUGGAGGGUGUGACCCCAACGCAAUUUGCACCAACACGGUGGGGUCUUUCAAAUGUGGGCCAUGCAAAUCCGGCUUUGUGGAGAAGGUGCCAGGCAGCUGCACCCCCCAGAAGGCUUGCGAAAGCCCGAGUCACAAUCCCUGCGACAUCAACGGCUACUGCCUUUUCGAACGCAACGGCGACAUUUCCUGUUCGUGCAACGUGGGUUGGGCCGGGAACGGAAACGUGUGCGGGAGGGACACCGACAUUGAUGGCUACCCAGAUGAACCGUUGCCCUGCAUUGACAACAACAAGCAUUGCGCGCAGGACAACUGCCGGUUGACCCCUAACUCCGGGCAGGAGGACGCAGACAACGACGGCAUCGGAGACCAGUGUGAUGAUGACGCCGACGGCGAUGGGAUCAAGAACGUGGAGGAUAACUGCCGGCUUUUCCCCAACAAAGACCAGCAGAACUCGGACACAGAUUCAUUUGGGGACGCUUGUGACAACUGCCCCAACGUCCCCAACAACGAUCAAAAGGACACGGACCACAACGGGGAAGGGGAUGCAUGUGACAAUGACAUCGAUGGCGACGGGAUCCCCAACGGGCUGGACAAUUGUCCAAAGGUGCCCAACCCGCUGCAGACAGAUCGUGACGAAGAUGGUGUUGGGGACGCUUGCGACAGCUGUCCCGAAAUGAGCAACCCAACUCAGACAGACAUGGACAGUGACCUCGUGGGAGAUGCUUGCGACACCAAUGAGGACAGCGAUGGUGACGGCCACCAGGACACCAAAGACAACUGUGCAGAAAUUCCCAACAGCUCGCAGCUGGAUUCAGACAACGACGGGCAGGGCGACGACUGCGAUAAUGACGAUGACAACGAUGGGAUCCCUGACUAUCUGCCUCCCGGUCCAGACAACUGCCGCCUGAUCGCCAACCCCAACCAGAAAGAUGUCGAUGGCAACGGCGUGGGGGAUGCCUGCGAGGAGGAUUUUGACAAUGACACAGUGGCUGAUCCGAUGGACGUAUGUCCAGAGAGUUCUGAAGUGACGCUGACCGACUUCCGGGCGUACCAGACGGUCAUCUUGGAUCCCGAGGGAGAUGCCCAGAUUGAUCCCAACUGGGUGGUCCUCAAUCAGGGCAUGGAAAUUGUCCAAACCAUGAACAGUGAUCCAGGCUUGGCUGUGGGAUACACGGCGUUCAACGGGGUGGACUUCGAAGGCACUUUCCACGUCAACACUGUCACAGACGACGACUACGCCGGCUUUAUCUUUGCCUACCAAGACAGCGCCAGCUUUUACGUGGUCAUGUGGAAGCAAACCGAGCAGACCUACUGGCAGGCCACGCCCUUCCGGGCCGUGGCUGAACCGAGCUUGCAGCUGAAGGCGGUCAAAUCCAAAACGGGGCCCGGCGAAUAUCUCCGCAAUGCCUUGUGGCACACGGGCAACACGCCCGGCCACGUGAAGUUGCUCUGGAAGGAUCCUCGCAACGUGGGGUGGAAGGACAAAACCUCUUAUCGCUGGCGUCUCUUGCACAGACCCCAAGUCGGGUACAUCCGGGUGCUGCUCUACGAAGGGCCCCAGCUGGUGGCCGACUCCGGGGUCAUCCUCGACACCACCAUGCGGGGCGGGCGCCUGGGCGUCUUCUGCUUUUCUCAGGAGAACAUCAUCUGGUCCAACCUGCAAUAUCGCUGCAAUGAUACCGUCCCCGUGGAUUUCGAGCCCUUCCGGCGGGUGAUAUUAGAACAGCCUUGAAGAGAACCGUGGCGCGGGGUGAUUUCCCAGGCUGAAAACGUCAACCCAAAGGAUUCCAGGCAGAUCUCCCCAAGAACGUGGCCAACCCGUUGGAGAUCUCGCUGCCCCCCCCACCAUGCACCUGAUUCUAUCACGGAUUGGAAAACCUGCAAACCCCACUUGCACGUGUUUGCAAAGGCUGGAGCGGUUCUUUACUCAAAUAGAAAAGGCCCACCAGAGACACACCAGCGGGGUUGGCUAGGGAUUUGAUUCGGGGUUGUUUUUAGAGGAAACCUCCAUCCAUUCAUAAAGUUUUGGCUCUUUUUUUAAAAAUUCUGCACCUGUCGUACUUGGGGGGGGGAGCGGGAAUAAAUGA